Messenger RNA from Echinops telfairi (small Madagascar hedgehog), 3312 nucleotides. Its product is annotated as endothelin-converting enzyme 2. The record is from RefSeq and is a predicted model, not a curated record. Gene Ontology annotation, cellular component: plasma membrane. Gene Ontology annotation, molecular function: S-adenosylmethionine-dependent methyltransferase activity; metalloendopeptidase activity. The transcript has 19 exons. The coding region runs from base 76 to 2526 and encodes 816 amino acids. Gene Ontology annotation, biological process: protein processing. Lineage: Eukaryota; Metazoa; Chordata; Mammalia; Afrosoricida; Tenrecidae.
CUGAGCUACGAGCUGUACCUCGGGGGCUUCCCUGAUGUGACCAGUGUGGACUACUCGUCUGUAGUGGUGGCCGCCAUGAGGGUUCGCUAUGCCCACGUGCCCUCGCUGCGCUGGGAGACGAUGGAUGUACGGGCUCUGGGCUUUCCCAGUGGCUCCUUCAACGUGGUGCUGGAGAAGGGCGUGCUGGAUGCCUUGCUGGCUGGGGAGCGGGACCCCUGGACUGUGUCCCCUGAAGCUGCCCACACUGUGGACCAGGUGCUGAGUGAGAUGGUGGAGUACAAACGGGCCACGCUUCGGGAGGAAGAUGCGCCCGCGACCCCCAUAGAGGGAGGGGCCUCCCCGGACGCCUUGGAGGUGGGAUUCCGGAAAGGGACCAGACCCCUCUUGGGCUCACACACACAGCUGGAGCUGGUCCUGGCUGGUGUCUCUCUGUUGCUGGCUGCCCUGCUUUUGGGCUGCAUUGUGGCCCUGGGGGUCCAGUACCACAGAGACCCACCCCACAGCACGUGCCUCACAGAGGCCUGCGUCCGCGUGGCUGGGAAGAUCCUGGAGUCCUUGGACCGGGGAGUAAAUCCCUGUGAAGACUUUUACCAGUUCUCCUGUGGGGGCUGGAUUCAGAGGCACCCCCUACCGGAUGGGCGUUCUCGCUGGAAUGCCUUCAACAGCCUCUGGGACCAGAACCAGGCCAUACUGAAGCACCUGCUGGAAAACACCACCUUCAACUCUAGCAGUGAAGCUGAGCUGAAGACGCAGCGUUUCUACCUGUCCUGCCUGCAUGUGGAACGCAUCGAGGAGCUGGGAGCCCAGCCGCUCAGAGACCUCAUUAACAAGAUCGGUGGUUGGAACAUCACGGCGCCCUGGGACCAGGCCAGCUUCAUGGACGUGCUGAAGGUAGUGGCAGGGACCUACAGGGCCACCCCCUUCUUUACCGUCUACAUCAGCGCCGACUCCAAAAGUUCCAACAGCAACGUCAUCCAGGUGGACCAGUCUGGGCUCUUUCUGCCUUCCCGAGAUUACUACUUAAACAAGACCGCCAAUGAGAAAGUGCUCACGGCCUACCUGGACUACAUGGAGGAGCUGGGGCUGCUGCUGGGUGGACAGCCCACCUCCACGCGGGAGCAGAUGCAGCAGGUGCUGGAGCUAGAGACUCAGCUGGCCAACAUCACUGUGCCCCAGGACCAGCGGCGCGAUGAGGAGAAGAUCUAUCACAAGAUGAGCGUGGCUGAGCUGCAGGUCCUGGCGCCCUCCGUGGACUGGCUGGAGUUCCUGUCUUUCCUGCUGUCUCCCCUGGAGCUCAGUGACUUGGAGCCUGUGGUGGUGUAUGGGACGGGGUAUCUGCAGCAGGUGUCCGAGCUCAUCAACCGCACGGAGCCAAGUGUCCUGAACAAUUACCUGAUCUGGAACCUGGUGCAGAAGACAACCUCGAGCUUGGACCGGCGCUUUGAGUCUGCACAGGAGAAGCUGCUGGAGACCCUCUAUGGCACCAAGAAGUCCUGCCUGCCCAGGUGGCAGACCUGCAUCGCCAACACGGACGACGCCCUGGGCUUUGCGCUGGGCUCCCUCUUCGUCAAGGCCACCUUUGACCGGCAAAGCAAGGAAAUCGCCGAGGGAAUGAUCGGGGAGAUCCGGACGGCCUUUGAGGAGGCCCUGGGACAGCUGGUUUGGAUGGACGAGAAGACCCGCCGGGCAGCCAAGGAGAAAGCAGACGCCCUCUAUGACAUGAUUGGCUUCCCAGACUUCAUCCUGGAGCCCAAAGAGUUGGAUGAUAUUUAUGAUGGGUAUGAAGUCUCUGAAGAGUCCUUCUUCCAGAACAUGCUGAACUUGUACAACUUCUCUGCCAAAGUGAUGGCCGACCAGCUCCGCAAGCCUCCCAGCAGGGACCAGUGGAGCAUGACCCCCCAGACAGUGAAUGCAUACUACCUUCCCACCAAGAAUGAGAUCGUCUUCCCUGCUGGCAUCUUGCAGGCUCCCUUCUAUGCUCGGAACCACCUCAAGGCUCUGAACUUUGGGGGCAUCGGUGUGGUGAUGGGCCAUGAGCUGACACAUGCCUUUGAUGACCAGGGGCGCGAGUAUGACAAGGACGGGAACCUGCAGCCCUGGUGGCAGAAUGGGUCCCUGGCAGCCUUCCGGAACCACACGGCCUGCAUGCAGGAGCAGUACAGCCAGUACCAGGUCAACGGGGAGAGGCUCAACGGCCGGCAGACGCUGGGGGAGAACAUUGCUGACAACGGGGGGCUGAAGGCUGCCUACAACGCUUACAAAGCGUGGCUAAGGAAACACGGGGAGGAGCAGCAGCUGCCGGCCGUGGGGCUCACCAACCACCAACUCUUCUUUGUGGGAUUCGCCCAGGUGUGGUGCUCGGUCCGCACACCAGAGAGCUCUCACGAGGGGCUGGUGACCGACCCGCACAGCCCUGCUCGCUUCCGAGUGCUGGGCACGCUCUCCAAUUCCCGCGACUUCCUGCGGCACUUCGGCUGCCCUGUCGGCUCCCCCAUGAACCCAGGGCAGCUGUGUGAGGUGUGGUAGGCCUGGAAGGGGGAGAUGCCUGCCGGGCAUCUGUCCCCGGGUCUGGUGAGGUGGUUUGUUUGGGGACCAGGUGAAAGCAAACUCGGGUUGAGCCCCUCCAUGCCAUAGAUGUCACGAGCCCCAGCCCCUCCUCAGCCACGCCGUGCCUCUGCUCUGGGGGUGUCCCUGCCUCCAGCAGAGCCCCCACAUUCACUGUGACAUCCUUCUGUGUCACCUCACCUGGGUAUCUACAUGAAGGGGACUUGCAGCAGGUGGGGGGAGGGUAUCACGGGAGAGUGCCCACCUCUUCUGGUGCCAGGCUCUUCCACAGGAGUGCCCACCUCUUCUGUUACCUGGCUCAGCCUAGUGGUCGUGGGGCCUGCCCAGUCUGACCAGAGUCUGGGGAGGGUGGAAGGGGGUGCCUCCCAACCUUUUCCCCAAGAGGCAGCUUGCCCGGGGCUCACUUGCCAGUGGACUCAGCCACCUACAACUCCUCCACAGGCUGCCCCGUCCAUGCUCCCAUGCCGCUGCCACCGAGUCUGCUCACACCUGUCAGACUGCCCUCUGCCUCCCUGCUUCCCCGGCUGAGGGGCCGUGUGUAGUACCCAUAGGGUGUGUAGGUGCCUAUACCGUAGGGCACAAGUCUUAGUGGGUCUACUUCUCCCUGGGUCCAGAAAGGCUGCAGAUCUACAGGGAGUGGGAAGGGGAGAGUUUAUUUUUACAGGGAAGAGGGUGGGAAGGGGGUGGUCUUGGCCCUGUAGGACCCUGUGCCAAUAAAUAGACGCGCAUCCGUCAGCUUGUCUCUUC